AUGGUCGACGACGGUGUAGUCAGGGUGGUCCGAAACCCGCAAACGCAACAGGCUGCUCGAGAAGAAGCCGUCAGAAAUGACGACUGUUGGGACUUUGAAAACAUGGGAAGCCAUCUUCAAGUGACACACAUCGACGGGACCGUCCGGAAUGUGGACAGGGACGCUCUCGGCACUACCAUCUCUUCAGAAAGUGGCAGUAUCUGGCUAUUGAUGUUGGCCCAAUCAUUGGGCAUCACAGCCGCCUUUCUGGGUUGGGUAGCACCCGGAAACACGAGGUACUUCAUGGGAAGUUCCAUCGGAUUUCUCCUCCUCGGUCGACUCUCGGACCUGUACGGAAGGAGACAUAUCAUCGUCGGAACCUCCCUUCUGGGAGUCGUCGGCUGCCUCCUCGGCUCCUUUGCGGUCAACGCCGAGAUGCUCAUUGCCGCCAAUAUCUUCAACGGAAUGGCUGCUGCCGCCCAGCUACCUCUUGGAGUUGCUGUGGCCGAACUCGUGCCGAACAAGGACAGAGCAAGAACAGCUGCCGGCACUCUUGUACUGCCAUUCCUUGUUGCUGGUUUGGGCUCUGCCACAAUCCCAUCCCUGUUAGACGAUGGUAGUUCGGUGCAAUGGCGUUGGGGUUAUUACACGGGAGCAUUUCUUGCUUUCGUCUCCUUUCUCUUGUAUCUGGGACUUUAUCGCCCACCUUCGUUCAAGCAGCUCAACGUGGCUGGGAAGACCAAGCUUGAGAUGAUCAAGCACUUGGACUUUGUCGGCAUCUUCCUCUACGUCUCUGGCUGCGUUUUGUUGCCACUCGGAUUCUGUUUGGGAAUCUCCUCCUACCCUUCUGUUGGCAAGGAGGUCAUUGGAACCCUAGUCGGUGGUUUCUCAGCGCUUGUCUUGUUUGUAAUAUACGAAGCAUUUUUCACCGCCGAACAGCCUCUCAUGCCUCCAAAGAUGUUCAAGAAUGUCCAGUUCGCAAGUCUCGUUGCUUGUGCAACUUUCUCCUCGAUAGUUUUCUACGCCCUCACCGUCCUCUGGCCAUUUGUUAUCGGAAAGGUUUUCAACAAGGACUCGGACACGGUUGCUUGGUCUGCCGCAUUGCUACCCUUUGGUGCUACACUCGGAAUAGCCUUGACAGCUGUACCGUCACUACGUGGUGAACGCUCCAGAAAACAGUGUAUGGUAGCGUCAGGUGUGGCUCUGGCUCUCAUGGCUCCAUUAUGCACUAUAUGGUUUGACACUCGCCAUGGACUAAUUGUUCUAGUGGGCAUAUGUGCGUCUUUUGCUCUUGGUCACAUUGUUGCCAUUGCCAUCACUGGUGUCACCCUUGUGUGGGAACCGCAAGAUAUCGGCCUCGCAUCAGGAGUCCUCGGCUCAAUAUGUAGCUUGGGCUGUGCCUUCGCAAGGGUAUUGGUUACCUUGUUAUUGAGGAAAAAGCUGGAGGAGGAUCUGACCAACUCCGUCACGCCCGUUGUCUUGGACGCUAUCCUGCCGGGCCCUAUUCUGAAACAACUGGUCACCGCCAUCCGAGAGCAAGCAACAAUGAACGGGAAAACCAACUUGACGGCGUUCACAUCAGUGAGCGUACUCUCCAGGUUUGCAAUUACCAACGCAAUUCAAGCCGGAUACAGUUAUUCACUUCGAUUUAUCUUCCUCGCCAUCAUCCCUUUCUCCGCUAUCCUCUUGAUCGCCGCUUGCUUCGUUCCAAAUCUGGACCAAUUCAAUACUCUGAAAGUUGCAAGAAGAUUGCGAGAUCCUAAUGGCAACGCCCCACAGAAUGAUGAAGAAGCGGCCGAAGAACCAGGACUUGAGUUGUCGAUGCUUGGUCGGCCUGUGUCAGCCGCAGAUGUGAUUUGA
This is a messenger RNA of Colletotrichum scovillei, 1839 nucleotides long. Its product is annotated as trichothecene efflux pump. The transcript is spliced from 5 exons. The coding region runs from base 1 to 1839 and encodes 612 amino acids. Gene Ontology annotation, molecular function: transmembrane transporter activity. Lineage: Eukaryota; Fungi; Ascomycota; Sordariomycetes; Glomerellales; Glomerellaceae. Gene Ontology annotation, cellular component: membrane. Gene Ontology annotation, biological process: transmembrane transport. The record is from RefSeq and is a predicted model, not a curated record.